This is a messenger RNA of Drosophila erecta, 889 nucleotides long. Its product is annotated as putative OPA3-like protein CG13603. The transcript has 3 exons. The coding region runs from base 21 to 521 and encodes 166 amino acids. Gene Ontology annotation, biological process: regulation of lipid metabolic process. Gene Ontology annotation, cellular component: mitochondrion. The record is from RefSeq and is a predicted model, not a curated record. Lineage: Eukaryota; Metazoa; Arthropoda; Insecta; Diptera; Drosophilidae.
ACUUGGAAAUAGCACGCACAAUGGUUGUGGGCGUCUUUCCACUAGGAAAACUAGCUUUACUUGCCAUUAAGCACAUUAGCAAGCCCAUUGGCAAUCUUAUCAAGCAAACGGCCAAAAAGAAUCAGUCAUUCAAAGCCCUGGUAGUUGCUCCCCCAGCGAGAUUAUACCACGUAAUUGAUGUUCGCUCCAAGAUGUGGAUGCUGGGACUUGGACAACCCCGUCUUAUUCCGCCCCUAACUGACGCGAUGACUAUUCAAAUGGGUAGCGAAAUCCUGGGCGAAAUGAUCAUCUUCAUUAUUGGCGCCACGCUGAUUGUGGGGGAGUUCAAAAGGCAAGCCAAGAACGACAGGUUGAAGCACGAAAAACACAGAUUAAAUCGGGAGAAGCUGGAGGAAAGAAUUGGGGACCUCACCAACAAGGUCAGCCGCCAGUCCAAGGAAAUCCAUCAGCUGAGGACCAAGUUGGGGAGCAGGGAAACCCAUAAGGCAGAUAGCAAUACGGGGGACUUGGAAUGUAACUGAACUGGCGUGGAAAUGUCAGUCGCCUUUAUAUUCGUGAAAAAUUUUAUGUUAGGCACAAUGGUGAUCGGCAGUUUUCCAAUUGGAAAACUAUUCAUUCAUGGCGUGAAACGGAUUAGCAAGCCAUUUGGAGACCUUCUAAUAUGGAUGGGCAAGCAUCAUCCCUUCAUCCGGCGCUAUGUCAUCAUUCCGCCGGCCCAGCUUUACAACACCUUUGAGGUCCGUACCAAGCUCCAUAUGCUUCGAUUGAAACAGCCCAGGCGGAUUCCACGCCUCUCCACUCCGAUCGCCACAAGAUUGGGCGCUGAUAUGCUGAGCGAGGCCUUUGUGUUUGGCAUUGGCAUAGGUCUCAUAUACUAUGAGGUUUCAAA